This is a messenger RNA of Vicia villosa (hairy vetch), 715 nucleotides long. RefSeq names its product probable histone H2B.1. Bases 87 to 533 code for a protein of 148 amino acids. The transcript has a single exon. Gene Ontology annotation, molecular function: structural constituent of chromatin; protein heterodimerization activity; DNA binding. The record is from RefSeq and is a predicted model, not a curated record. Gene Ontology annotation, biological process: nucleosome assembly. Lineage: Eukaryota; Viridiplantae; Streptophyta; Magnoliopsida; Fabales; Fabaceae. Gene Ontology annotation, cellular component: nucleosome.
GCAACAUUCUUCACUCAACCACCGCAAUAUUCAAUUUGCAUCUAAUUUCAUUUCCAAUUCUCAAACCUAAGUUCUCAAUUUCUUCAAUGGCGCCAAAGGGAGAGAAGAAGCCUGCUGAGAAGAAACCCGCAGAGGAGAAAAAGACCACCGUUGCCGAGAAGGCUCCUGCUGAGAAGAAGCCAAAGGCCGGAAAGAAGCUACCUAAAGAUGGUGGUGCUGCCGCCGGAGACAAGAAGAAGAAGAGAAACAAGAAGAGCGUGGAGACAUACAAGAUCUACAUCUUCAAGGUUCUGAAACAAGUUCACCCAGACAUUGGUAUCUCAAGCAAGGCCAUGGGUAUCAUGAACAGUUUCAUCAACGACAUCUUCGAGAAGCUUGCUGCAGAAUCAUCAAGACUUGCAAGGUACAACAAGAAGCCAACUAUCACUUCCAGGGAAAUUCAGACUGCUGUCAGGCUUGUUCUUCCUGGAGAAUUAGCUAAACAUGCCGUCUCUGAGGGCACCAAAGCUGUGACUAAGUUCACUAGUUCUUAGAUUGUAGAUUUUUUUUAUUCUGUUUGAGAUCUUAUUUGCCAUGAUGAUUUUGAACUUUUAUCUUUUGUAAUUUGGAAUGAAGUAGUAGGAAACGGUAAAUCUCUAUUGUGUAUGAAAAUGAUGUAUUUGAAAGGUACAAAUGCGUAAUGGGUUUAUGUUAAAAUUCAAACUUUGUUGGUUAA